AUGCGUUUCUCUCAGUUCAUCCUUCUCCCUUUGCUGGCUUUCAGGGCCGUUGAAGCUUCGCGUGCGGACAACCUGAACGAAGUCGCCCAGUCUGGGCCAUCGCCCGGUGGGGCAGGCCACCGGCGUUCUGCCGAGCCCGAGCCCGACGCCAGGUCCGGUCCUUCCCCGAAGGGGCCAGGACACCGGCGAGAUGUAGACGACAUCGAUCAGAUAGACCAGUCAGGACCGUCCCCUCGCGGACGAGGCCAUUGA
Diaporthe amygdali is the source of this 252-nucleotide messenger RNA. RefSeq lists its product as uncharacterized. The record is from RefSeq and is a predicted model, not a curated record. The transcript has 2 exons. Lineage: Eukaryota; Fungi; Ascomycota; Sordariomycetes; Diaporthales; Diaporthaceae. Bases 1 to 252 code for a protein of 83 amino acids.